AUGUUAGCAGACAGCAAGAUAGACUCGCUCGACACGCACCUGGAGCAGUUUAAGCUCAAUGAGCAGAACAGAGAGAACGAUCUACAUGUUGAGCAAGCUUACUUCCUGCGCUGGAAUGAUACUAACCGCAGCCAGAAUAUCCUAAAAGAAUAUGGCCAGCUAUUGAACGACUAUAAAUUGUUGAAGAAGGCUUUCGAGGAGAAGGGAACGAAGGCGACGGCUAAAGCCACUACGAUAGCACCCGCACAGAAGGCUCCGAAUCCAUAUGUCCUCGUGCUUGUUGACGGCAACGGUUACAUCUUUAAUGAUGAGUUGAUCCGCGAGAAAGAAGAAGGUGGUAUGCGUGCCGCCCGGAUGCUGAAUGACGCAGUAGAAAAGUAUCUACAUCAAAACGUCCCCGAAGCCAAAACUUCACGCGUAGUUGUUCGUAUAUACGCGGACCUUACGAAUUUGUCGAAACAGCUAGCAAAGUCGAAAGUAACAGGGCUAGAGAAGCGUUCAAUUGCGCCAUUCUCCGCUGCCUUUACACGCGCUAUUAGCCUUUUCGACUUUGUCGAUGCUCUGGAUGAAGAGGGUACCAAGUUUAAGAUUCGAGAACAGUUAAAGCUCGCGUCCGAGGAUAACGCUUGCAGCCACAUCUUGUAUGCUGCGUGCCAUGAUAGUGCCUAUCUAUCUCAACUCGUCCCUCUAAGAGGCGCACGCGACAAGGUCACACUUGUUCAAGGGGCUGGUUGGAACUCCGAGUUCCAUCAAUUCAACUUGAAUGUCACACAGUUUCCAACGAUCUUUCGAUGGUCUGAACUACCGGCCACCACACCUAACACAAAGACACCAACAUCCAACGGGUCUGCAGGUCCCAAACCUAAUGGAGCGCAAAAGGCUACCGCACCGUUCAUAGCACAAGGUCCUCGUCAAUAUGACUACUGGCGAAGCGGCACCAUGAGUCCUGGAGACCCCAUUAUCGAAGUCGACCGGACGUCCUCGAUAGAUACCAAUGGUUUUGGGGGUGGGAAUGGAGUGAGUUUGGGGAAUAAGGCAGCUAAAAACCAAAAGCCUUCACAAACGCCGUGCAGGUACUUCCAAAAAGGCUUUUGUCAUUUCGGACAAAAGUGCAAGUACCAGCACAUUCCCAGUGGCCAAAGCAACCUGAAUGGGUCCGCAAAGCCUUCGCAGAGUCUGACCAUGGAUCGUUCCAACAUAACCGCUCAUCUGCCUACCACCACCAUACCAGGCUUCAUCGCCCUGAAUAAAGACGGUCAACGCCUAGACACAUACAUCCGACCGCCCACCCAGGAAGAAUGGAAAGUCUACAACACCCGCUUCGCCAAGCAAAAGCCUUGUAACAGUUUCCACCUCCAGCGCAUCUGCACCACCUUCGGAUGCCCCUUCGACCACAACGAACUAGAGCCUGAGUCGCGACAUGUCCUCGAGUACGUGUUAACGUGCAAUCCGUGUCCGCAGCGGAGCGCCUGUAGAACAUCAGACUGCUUCUAUGGACACAUUUGCCAGAAAGACGACUGCGCGGGCCAGAUGAAGGGAUGUAGGAUGAAGACUGAUCUUCAUAGUGUGGAUCCGAAGGUGGCGAGCAUGGUGCCGGCUGAGGAUGAGCUGGAACAUGAUGAACCCUUGGUGGAUAUGCCGGAUGAGAAUAACUUCCUGUGGUAG
Messenger RNA from Cucurbitaria berberidis CBS 394.84, 1665 nucleotides. RefSeq lists its product as uncharacterized. The transcript is spliced from 4 exons. The record is from RefSeq and is a predicted model, not a curated record. Bases 1 to 1665 code for a protein of 554 amino acids. Gene Ontology annotation, molecular function: metal ion binding. Lineage: Eukaryota; Fungi; Ascomycota; Dothideomycetes; Pleosporales; Cucurbitariaceae.